CCUGACCUUGUGAUGAGUUAUUUUUGGAAACGGAAGUUCAUAUCGACAUCUUAAAUCUGUGUUGCGUUUUGAAAUUAAUGUCUCGUGAUGCUGUUAGUUUCAAGCGUCUUUGUGACGAAGAAAGGGAAUUUCACAACUGGGUGAAGCAUGAUAAAAUUUGCUAACAUAUUUAAACAAUCAAUAAGCAAAGUUUCAUCAUUCUUACGUCAACACUCAGAAAAUAAUGCUCGGAAAAAUAACAGGAUUACUAUGCAAUCAACCAAAUAUCUAUACUGCAGAAUGGCGUCAGGUUAUUCAUUUCAGAGUCAAAAUCAAGGGGAUUUUAUGGUAGUAGGGGUAGGGAACCUUGAUAUGCUUGACACAAGACACAGUGUGGGUAUGCAGGUCAUUAAUCAGCUAGCCAAUCAGCUCAGAGUAUCUUGGACCAAUGAAAGGAAGACUUGUCAAGGCUAUGUAGCUAUUCACACUUUUGAAAAUCAGCAAAGAUGUAUUCUUCUAAAACCAAAAGUAGCCAUGAAUAUUAAUGGAAGAAGUGUCCAAAAAGCAGUAAAUCACUAUGGUAUACUUCCUGAGAAUGUCUAUCUGAUACAUGAUGAAAUUGACAAAGCUGUUGGAAAAUAUGGUUUUAAGUACGGAGGCAGUGCAAGGGGACAUAAAGGUAUUCGUUCAAUCCAACAGUCUUUACAAUCAGAGGAUAUUCCAAGGUUAUGGGUUGGAAUAGAUAGACCUGUAUCCAAGUCUGAAGUAGCAGAUUAUGUGCUUAGAAAAUUUAAUGCUGAUGAAAGGAGGGAUAUUAGUCAUACUUUAGAUAACUGUAUUCAAGCCCUGAACAAUGAAUUUCAAAAGCAGUUUGGUGUGAAGCUGCUUGAUACUACAUAAUGGUUAGUGUAAGACUAGUAACCUAAAGAGACUGUAAACAGGUUCUAAAGAUUGACUUGAAACACAGAGACUGCAGACUGGUUCUGAAGAUAGACUUGAACUCUAAAGAGAUUACAGACUGGUAACCUACAGGAUACUGCAGAUUGGUUCAGAAGAUCAUCUUGGUUACAAACUGGUUCUGCAGGUAGAGUGGUAAUCUACAGGAGACUGCAGACUGGUUCUGCUGAUAGACUGGUAACCUAAAAGACACUGCAUACAGAAUCUGCAGAUAGACACUGCUAGGAUGAGAACAAUGUGAACAGAAGAGUCCUUAUAUAUGAAAUUCAAAACCAUUGUUCAAGAAUAAAGCAUAAUAAAAAGCAGUUA
This is a messenger RNA of Mytilus trossulus (common blue mussel), 1245 nucleotides long. RefSeq names its product probable peptidyl-tRNA hydrolase. Gene Ontology annotation, molecular function: peptidyl-tRNA hydrolase activity. The record is from RefSeq and is a predicted model, not a curated record. NCBI's taxonomy places the organism in Eukaryota, Metazoa, Mollusca, Bivalvia, Mytilida, Mytilidae. The coding region runs from base 148 to 879 and encodes 243 amino acids. The transcript is spliced from 5 exons.